Molecule: messenger RNA, 654 nt
Organism: Caenorhabditis remanei
Lineage: Eukaryota; Metazoa; Nematoda; Chromadorea; Rhabditida; Rhabditidae
Exons: 3
Coding region: 1-654 (217 amino acids)
Source: RefSeq, a predicted model, not a curated record
AUGGUGGAGUUAGAGACAAACAACCGGAAUACUGACCCAGAGGAGGCUCGACUUCUGGCUGCUGUCCGAAUCGGCGCCGCAAGCGAUAGAGAAGUGCUCCAUGGACUCAAUGAGCGGUGCAAACUUUUUGAAGCCACCGACGAGGAGAUCGAGAUGUUGGAGCGAACAACUGAUCUACGCGGAUCAGAAGUACAACGACAUCUCCAAAAACAGCACACAGCACACACAGCGACACCCGAAGCACUCUUCGAGAAGUUAAGCAAAUUGGAAGAGGCCCACCCUGGAAAAGACUUUUUCAUUUUGGCGCCAAGAAGAUGUCAGGACUUUCGGCUCGCAAUUGGCUGUAAAAUGAUGGUCACCAAAAACAUCGCUGCAGCCGAUAAGGUGGUGAAUGGGCCCAUCGGGUGCCUGUCUGAAAUCGGUGAUGAUUUCAUAAUCAUUGACCUCCCGAAAACCGGCAAGUACAGAGUCAACCGUACCAAAUACCAAAAUGAGGAGGGAACUGUAUUCUGGGAACAAUUUCCAAUAAUGGCCGCCGAGGCUUCUACAUAUCAUAAGUCCCAAGGACUCUCUUUUGACGGUGUCAUCGUCGUCACUGACGGGAUUUUCAGGAAGACAGUGUACACACUGCCUUAUCCCGAGUCAGGGACUUGA